GCAGAUUAUAGGACGGACGGCAAUGGCACAUUUGAGUGUCACAAAUGAGUAGUAAAAAUUAACAGCUUUUCGAGACAUAUUUUACGUUUAUUUAUGUAUUUUUCAUUAUUUUUAAAUAUUAUAAAUGUGGCACCCUCAGUGUUUGUAGCAUAGCUGUAACAUGUAACUGUUAUUAACAUUCAAUCACGCAGUGGCUCUUACAUGUAAUGACUCCUGAAUGUCAUAUAAAGUCAACUAAGAUUCAUUCCCAUUGCUCAUUACAGUCAAGUGAACAUCAUUCUGCUGCUCUGGUCUCAAGAGCUACUCUGACCAAAUGGCUGUAUCGAGGAGAGCAUUUUAUGGUGUCAUUCACAGGCAGCCACUGUUAUUUCCAUCCACUCUCAGAUGUUCAGCUAUACUGAGCACCAGGAGCAUCUAUGAGCGAGAUUACCGCAGACCGGGUCAGCCCCCAGACACCCGUUGGCCUUGGCAAAAGAUACACUUUGAUUUCUCCAAAGGUGUGGAGGGUAUCAAGAAGCACAUUGGGUUGUUGAAGGAUGAGUUUGUCCAGCGCUGGACUGGACCGGAAGGAAGGCCUUUACUAGAGCACAUGCUGGAACAGACCCGUGUCCAGUGGGAGUUCCGUGGGCCGGAGAGUCUCGAUGAGUGGGUCGUGUCAUCUGAUCAGGAGAUUGGGGGCCACAGUGUGGCAUACAUCAAACUGGGAAAGAACAACACCACGUGUUUUCUGUACGGAACUUUGUGCUCAACGCCUCCCCGUGAUGGAGAGACUCGAUACAGUGGAUACUGCACUCUGCGCUCCAAACAACCAUUGGCCUCAUUUGACAGAAAAAAGCACUACGACUGGUCAAGUUUCAACACAUUACAUAUGCGUAUCCGCGGAGAUGGAAGACCGUGGAUGGUAAACGUGUCCGCUGAGACCUUCUUUUCUCAUCAGAGAGAUGACAUCUACAGUUACUUCCUCUACACUAGAGGGGGACCCUACUGGCAGGAUGUUAAGAUCCCUUUCUCCAAGUUUUUCCUUUCCAGUCGGGGAAGAAUACAGGAUAACCAGCAUGUCCUCUGGUUAGAUAAGGUAAAGAGUAUUGGUUUCACAUUGGGGGACAAAGCAGAUGGCCCAUUUCAGCUGGAGAUUGACUUCAUUGGUCUGUGUAACGACCUUGCCCACACAGAGGAGUUUGCAUAUGAGCUUUACAAGAGAAACCCUGAGGUCUAAUUGGAUUAGAGGAUUCAGCAAUCGCAGAUAACAAACACAGUGUUUUAUUAAUAAAAACUUUGAGAAAAAAAAGUCAUUGGAUGUAUUUUUUUAAAGGCCGGAUGUCUUUUACACAUACACAUAUAUACACAAAAAAAUGACAUGAAAGACAUAGUACAAAAUGAUAAUUUAUGAAUAUCGCUCAAGUUCAAAUAGACAUUUUGUGUGACCAACGUUUAGAGUGACUACUGUUUUUAUCCCAGCACAGAUGUAACCAUUCAUACUAAAUACAAUUUAUCAGGGCAUCUCUUCACACAUACAUCGAAAACAAUGUUUAAAAGUAUAAAAUCUAUAAAAUGGAUAAAAAAAAAAGAUUUUGUUUGAUUACCUCACUGUAAAUUAACAUAUGGUAAUAAACAAGUCGUUACAGAAGAGUAAAAAUGUA
This is a messenger RNA of Megalobrama amblycephala (Wuchang bream), 1640 nucleotides long. RefSeq names its product NADH:ubiquinone oxidoreductase complex assembly factor 1 (gene ndufaf1). Gene Ontology annotation, biological process: mitochondrial electron transport, NADH to ubiquinone; mitochondrial respiratory chain complex I assembly. Lineage: Eukaryota; Metazoa; Chordata; Actinopteri; Cypriniformes; Xenocyprididae. The transcript has 5 exons. The record is from RefSeq and is a predicted model, not a curated record. Gene Ontology annotation, cellular component: mitochondrion. The coding region runs from base 314 to 1216 and encodes 300 amino acids.